This is a messenger RNA of Lotus japonicus, 852 nucleotides long. RefSeq lists its product as uncharacterized. Bases 358 to 693 code for a protein of 111 amino acids. NCBI's taxonomy places the organism in Eukaryota, Viridiplantae, Streptophyta, Magnoliopsida, Fabales, Fabaceae. The record is from RefSeq and is a predicted model, not a curated record. The transcript has a single exon.
UCCUAGCACAUGAAUGAUGAAAAAAGAAUAGUUGAGCGUAUCUGAUGCUUUAUCAUGUUUACUUUGAAAAGCAGGAUUCCCCUGACCACAUUAAUAUUUAGGGUGGCAAUUACAACAUACAUAUAUUUUGCAAAAUAAUUUGUUCAUACUCAGAUUCCACCAACAUCCAGAGAGACAUAGUAAUAAAAUAGAAAGAAAUUACAAUGAGUUAUGUGGUAGGAAAAUAAGACAGAGAUAUGAAGAAAAAGUGAAUGGAAGUAAAAAAAUUGAGUGUCAAUAUAUCAUAGCCCAUUUACUUUAGCAGAAAUAAGUAAGGCCUCUAGAGAACCAAGGUAAUUUUCACCAUCUAUCUUCUGAAUGGAACAUGGAGCUAGCAGGAGGGGGAGCAGAAUUUCUUCUUAUGAGAGAGUGGCAGCCAUAAGCUUAGUGGUUCUUGCUGUGGCUUCUCCUCUCUAUAUCGACCGGAGAUCGGAGAGUGAGUUGGAAGAUGAUGAGCACCCUUUAAAUAUUGUAAUCUGGUUGCCUCUUCUUCUCUUUAUCUUGGUUUUGGCCAUAACUUUAUCAGCUUUCCUGGACAGGAGCUUCACCAGGUUUGAUCGUUACUGGAUUCAUAGGGUUGGUGGUUCUUCUGGUGGCAUUCUUUUGAUUCUUGUUAUUCUCCUUCUUGUUUUGAAGUGUAAAGCGUCUAUGUAAUGUAAGAACUCAAUUGGCAUGCUCAAAUUGAGUUUUAAGAUAUGCAACUACUUUUCUUUCUUCUCUGUAUGUGAAGAAAAAAAAAACUUCAUGAUGUUGUGUGAUUAAUCAUCCUUUGUUCAAGAUUUCAAAGGUCUAAUUUUAAUUCAUCAAGUGAUU